UCACCAUUGCGCUAAUUGGUGAUUCUUAUCAGAGUUAGGGACGUAUACGGCGAGAUAGAAGUAGGAGGCCACGGAGGACAAUUGACAGAUGAAUGGCUCGCUCGAUCCAAGAAGGUUAAACUAUAUUAUUUCGUAAGUGGCGGCCGGCGUGCGCAUCGCGCGAGCGCCCAACACUACGACUUGUGCAGUGAACGUUCAUGAAUUAUUAUUUAUUACUAACAUUUUAAUUGUGAUUUGUGAAUCAAGCCGAAUCGAAAAAAAACAAAAUGUACGUGAAGGAGCCGGAGAGCGGGGCGGGCUGCAUCAAGUGCGACACGACGGACGAAGGCAAGGAGUCCCCGUACAGGCUGAUACACUCCGACCACUCGGGCACGUCCACCCCCGAGCGCGGGCACAUGGCCAACCUGGUGCAGCGGAAGUCCACGUCCUGCAGAUCCAUAACGAAGACAAUAUCGGUGACACUCCUCAUCAUAACGUCAGUGCUGGCGCUGAUAUUCCCGCCCAUGGACUUCCUGCUGUGGGAGAAACUGAACAUGAGGCCAGGCCUCCCGCCAUUUGACUGGUGGGCGGACCCGCCGGACAAGGUGAAGAUGCGCGUGCACGUGUUCAACGUCACCAACCACGAGCGGUUCCUGGCCGGCGUCGACACCAAGCUCGAUGUCAACGAGGUUGGACCCAUCGUCUACCUGGAGAAGCUAACCCACUCCAACUUCCGGUUCAACGACAACGACACGUUGACGUACUUCGCGGACCGGCAGCUGGUGUUCCUGCCCGACGACAACCACAUCGACCUCAACGAUACCAUCAUCGUGCCCAACAUUGGCGUGCUGGGCCUCCUAUCCUACCUGUACGACGGGAACUACUUCGUGCGCACGGCCAUCAAGCUGCUGAUCCGGCAGCAGGGCAGCUCGCUGUUCGUCCGCAAGACGAUAUACGAGUACCUAUGGGACUUUCGGGAACCCGUCGUAGAGUUGUCCGGCCGCCUCGCCCCAGGGAUGCUACCCGUCACUAAUUUGGGUAUCCUGAAUGUGAUUUACUUUGAUUUUGCUGAUGAAGUGACCGUCAAGAUUGGGCCGCGGUGGGGCCACAAGAACUUCUUCAGAAUAGACAAAGUUAGGGGUGUUCCACAAAUGGCGCUAUACAAUCCUGAUGUGUGUCCGGACCGGCUAACGGGCUCCACAGAGGGUGUCAUGUACCCGCAGUACCUCACUAAGCUGGACGUCCUCCUCUACCUGAGAAAGAGCGUCUGCAAAAUCAUGCCGCUCUACUUCGUAGAGGAGGCGGUGAUGGAGGGAGUGCCGGUGUACCGGUACAACCUGACGGAGAACGUGUUCGACCGCAUCACCAACGGCACGGACUGCUACGCCGGCGCGCCCGCACACCCCUUCCCCGACGGCAUCAGUGAUGCCUCCAAGUGCUACUACAAUUUCCCAUUGGUGGCUUCAUACCCUCACUUCUACACUGGAUCCCCGCCGAAGGACACAUACGUGACGGGGCUCAAGCCCGAUAGAAGCAAACACAGCUCAUACGUCUAUGUGGAACCGAAAACCGGUGUACCCUUCGAGUCGGUGGCGCGGAUGCAGUGCAACCUGUACAUCAAUGACAUGUCCAGCUACGGCGACGAGGAGCUCAACAAGUUCUCCAAGCUAGUGCUGCCGCUCAGCUGGAUAGAAUAUAAACAAGAGGGCCUGCCAAAUCAUUUUGUAUACUCGAUAUAUUUCAUGGUGGUCAUACUGCCGCCGCUAGCGAAGGUCGUGUGCAGCCUUACACUAAUAGUGACAUCUUUACUGAUCCUCAACAAAAUAUUCAAGAAGACAAUCAUACGUUCGAUGUUUAAAAAAAGAAAAGUGGAAGAUUUGGAAAAUAAUACAAUUAGAGUAUACGAGAAGGAAAUGUUUUUACAGGACUCAAAAUAAUAGUAGAGCAUACACAUUAGCGAAAUGGUACGUUUUUCAUAGGUCGGUACUAGUAUACUGUAAGCACUCUAAUUUAAGCCCAAACGAAGAUAUUUUAAGGGUGGUUUUACGUCAUUCUUGAUUAUAAUUUGUGUUCGUUACUGAAUAUUGUUACCUCGGCUCUACUCUCUACUCUGAAUAUGUAGAGCCCUCUUUAGAUAGUAAUAAAUUAUAAUAAUUGUAUAGCUACGAGUUGCCAAAUACGCUGUUUCGGUGAACAUUAGUUUAGUAGGCCAAGAGUAUAAUUUUAGAUACUAAAGGCUCCGGUUGGCAGCUGGCGACAUGCAGUUGCGACAGACGACGUGUCGUCGCGAUACUACUAGUUUCUAU
Messenger RNA from Aricia agestis (brown argus), 2285 nucleotides. RefSeq names its product scavenger receptor class B member 1-like. The coding region runs from base 267 to 1916 and encodes 549 amino acids. NCBI's taxonomy places the organism in Eukaryota, Metazoa, Arthropoda, Insecta, Lepidoptera, Lycaenidae. The transcript has 12 exons. Gene Ontology annotation, cellular component: cytoplasm; membrane. The record is from RefSeq and is a predicted model, not a curated record. Gene Ontology annotation, molecular function: scavenger receptor activity.